AUGUACAGUACUAUAGGAAGUUUUUAUUACAGGCCAAUGGACCAAAUUCUUCACCGAUUAACUGAUUACCCACAGCAAUCACAGCCGCCACAACAUAUGCACCUUGCCAUCAUUCGUGAAACUGGUAUUUCUGGACGCCAGACUCAUUACAGGUAUUUCAGCUACCGAUGGCAUCAAGAAUUGGUAGCCGAAGGUGUAGCAGUGCAGCCAUGGGGGCCCGCGAUCAAGAAGAAGGGUUCGAAGCAAGUUUCUCACGGGGCUAUAACCCAUGUCACGGAGACACCUCUAUCCCUUGACAAAUACGGGUUUCCAGCUCCUAAUACUUCUAGAUUUCUGAAGAGCGAUGGCUCUGCUACCCUCGCCGAAAGUCAAUGGGAGGGGAAGAAGAAUGAGCGGCUUGAUUCCCUCAAAGCCCAGUUUAGAGUUCUCCGGAAUAAAGUAGGCGAAGAGCAAUUGGAUUGGAAGAAUUCUUCACCUCGAGGUGGGAGACCCCGGAAGUAUGAGAAGGGGAAAGAGCCAUACCUGGCAGCUAAGAGACGCGCAGAGGCCAGACGAAUUAUCGCCGAGAGGGCUACUGGCUCAGCUGAACCAGGUGGUGCAGACCCAGACGGGAUGACGCGAGGAAGGUCGCUUUCAAAUGAAACUGAGGGUGGUACUUUAGACGGGGAACCUCCUCCAAAGAAAGCUAGGAUCGAAGAGCUUUUAAACCAGGAGGACCCGGAGCCAUUAUCACCUCCAAAACGACGUGGGCGACCGCCUGGUGUUAAGAAUGGCGAGGGUAAAAAAAGACAGGCAGCCAAAAAGCGAGAGAAGAGGCCCAAAGUAAUCCCGAAGAGGUCUACGGGGGGGUCGCAGAAAGCCCAGGAGCCUAAAGAACAACAGAAACCACAGUUUGGCCUCAUUGGUGCUGAGCCUGAGCGAAAUCUUCAAGAAAAUCUCGGAUCUCUAGGAAAACGCAAGGCCCAAGCCGCAGGUGGGAAAACGGGACGGGCAAAGCGUAGAAAAGAAACCCGCCAAGCAAGUCCUCCAGAAGAUGACGGAGUGAUAAUAUAUGAUUCCAUCGUUGUCAGACCAAGUACCGAGCUCGCACCAGACACCCAAGUGAUUGAUAGUGCGGAACCAGCACUCGCAGGGCCUGCACCAGGGGAUAUUGAGCAGUCAGUUGGCCACCCUUCAAAAGAACCAGCUAGGGUGGUUGAUGGUGUACAGCUAGAAAUCGAGCAUCUCGAUGUCGAAGGCAAUGAAUCCUAUGGUUCAAUUGGAGGGAUGCUUGCUAUAUCUCGUCAGCAGGUUGUUCUUGACCUUCUCAAGGAAAAUAACGGAGUAUUUCCUAGCGGGAACGAACUGCGCCACGCGUAUAGCAAGCGAUACCAAAAGAGCAAUCCUAAGGCGGGGGUUUGCGAUCGACGGUUGAUUCGGGGCAUCGUCCAGUCUCUCCAACGCAGGAAAAUGGCGUAUCAAAUCACAUUCGACUUCACCAGCUCGCGGAGUAUCCUUAUCACUAAAAAGUUGUUAGUCGACUCUCGCUUGACCCCGGAUUCACCACUCGUGGAUGAUAUGGUUAGGGAAAUGAUAGCAGCAGACGGAAACCUUUGGUUCCCUCCGAACACUGAAUUGCAUGAGGAUAUUCAAGAGCGAUUUGUGCAACCUCCUAGCUGGUCGUUGUCAAAGCCUAGAAAAUCCGAGGAAGUGGAAUUCGACCGAGUUUACCCAACCUCAGUCUCGGAACUAAAACAGAAGCGCGAGGCACGAGCGAUAGAACGUGCUGCGAAUAAGGCUGCAAAGUUAAGUGUUAUUGCCCGACCCCGUGGCCGCCCACGCACGUAUCCCGUGGAUGAAGUGUUUAAUCACCGGGCGGGUGGAAAGUUUACAGAUCAGCAGAGGGAAGAGGCAGCGAUUCGGCGUCGGGCAGAGCUUAAAGCCGAGAAAGAACUGAUGAGAUUGAAUCACAAAUAUCGGACUAAGGCCACCAAUAUCGACCUUUUUGAUCAAUCUCCAACAGUCGAUGGCCUACCGAGGAGGGUUUGGUGGAAUGAAUUUGUUGAGAGAGAUUUGAACGAGCCGAGAGAAACUGAUCCUUUUUUGCAGCAGAUAAAUGAGAUUGAGAAGUGGGAGAAGGCAGUUGGACCUGAGGGACUUCGCAUGAUGGCUAGGAAAGCAGGUGGCAUGGUCAUGGUUAAUCUGUUUGCGCCUCCUGUUGAGAAGGGCGAUAAUUUUACACAGGCACCGGUAGCAAAUAUGGAUAAUCGUAUUACAGCUCCGGAUUUCAGUGCGCCGCUACCUUCUGGGCCGAAGAAGCGUGGCCCCAAACCAAGGCCUAAGAAGAUCCGGAACGAUCCAGUUAAGGCACGUACUAUAGAUGUGUUGAUAGGAGAGCAGCCUGCGAAGAGGAAACGUAGGCGCCCGGGGACAUACGAAAAACCGUUAACCAGGCGUGAUAGAGCAAUGGCAGCCAUCCGCGAUAACCAAUUGAAGCCAUCUGAUACGGAGCUUUUAACAGAGCUUCCGCCUAGGAGAUUCCAGUUCAGGAAUCAGUAUAUCAUACCCAAGGAAGACGAAGAUACUCUCCUGAUCGCUGUGAUUAUCGUCAGAACGAUAUUCGGUGGUUGGGAUAGGAAGAUCCAUUGGGGUCUUCUCACAAAAGCCCUCCCUCAGCAUUCCGUGAUCACCUUACAGCGGCGUUGGCCCCGUGUCCGUGACACUCACAAAGCGCAUAUGAAAAAGCUUCAAGCUGAGUUUGAGGAUAUGUUUCUUGAGGCUUACGAAAGUGGAGAAGUGCCGGCUUUUGAUUUGGACGAUCCUUCGUCGUUCGACUUGAUGUUUCAUGUGAAUUGGUUUCGUGAGAAUCUUGAGUUACCUGUGUGA
Messenger RNA from Tuber melanosporum (Perigord truffle), 2865 nucleotides. RefSeq lists its product as uncharacterized. Lineage: Eukaryota; Fungi; Ascomycota; Pezizomycetes; Pezizales; Tuberaceae. The coding region runs from base 1 to 2865 and encodes 954 amino acids. The transcript is spliced from 3 exons. The record is from RefSeq and is a predicted model, not a curated record.